Molecule: messenger RNA, 2613 nt
Organism: Prorocentrum cordatum
Lineage: Eukaryota; Dinophyceae; Prorocentrales; Prorocentraceae
Source: the annotation of a GenBank genome assembly
AUGACGACCACCACCACAGCGACGGCGUUCUUCAACGUGGACCCUGAAGUCUACGAGCUUGGCGAAGAGGACCGCAAGCAAAUGGCGGCUCGUGCAGAGGACCUCAGCAAGCGGCUUGUCGAGACCACCCAGAACCUCUUCGGGGCGGCGGCCAAGCAGCUCGAGGAGGCCAGGCAGCUGCACAAGUCGCACGUCUCGGGCCUGGCGAAGCGUCGCAAGGCCGAGGGAGCGGCGAUGCCUGGGCUUGACCAGCCCAUCCUGUUCGCCUCGGUGUACAUGCAUCACUCCGAGGGGCUGACGGACCGAAAUCUUGACAUCUUGGGGAAGGUUGGGUCGGCAGCAGAGGUGUAUGCUAGUGAAUGUUUGGUCGCGGCUGAUUUCAACAUGUCGCCCGACCUCGUCCAGGACAGCGGGUUCACUGAACGACUCCAUGGGAACCUGAUCAUCCCCCAGGGCGAGGGGACCUGCUUCACCACGGGGGGCAUCAAAAUGCUCGACUAUUUCGUUGCGACGAGUGGGGUCUCGAAGGUUAUUCAGUCGGUCGACGUGGUUACCACCUCGCAGCUCGCUCCUCACUCACCUGUCGAAAUCGUUCUGUACCCUCGUGCUUGUAAGAUGCAGGCGUGUGGCCAGAAGAGCCAGAUGCUGCUGGUGAUUCCCUCUGAGUUCGCGAGCGAUCUGGAUAGGUAUCAGGCGCUCGUCAAGUCCAUUCACUCGUUCGUGUCGAUCGUCGCGGCUCCAGGUGGUCGGCUCUGCGUGGAGGAUGAAGCUCAUCAGGGGCACCUGUCGCACAUCCUUGGCGAGCUGGAUGCCGCCAUAGUCCACGAGCAGUCGGAUGCUAGGCCGAUUGGCCUGUUCUGCGGCAUGUACAGAUUGUGGGGGAAAGCGAGAAGGGUGAUAGCACAGCAGUGGGAAUUGGAGCAUCCUCGAGCUUAUUUCGCUGGCCAGUCUUUUGCUUCGGCCAGUGGCGUCGUGCGGCGUCAAGGAGUCAGGGCUGAAUGCUCCUAUCGUCGUGGUUUGGUGGCGGCCACGAUUCUUUGGGACUUGUCCAAGUUUUACGAAACCAUCGACCUCGGGCUUUUGGAACAGCGUUGCGUGCAACACGGGGCCCCUGUGGCCUUAUAUCGUCUCUCGAUCGCGGCCUACCGAGGGGCCCGGUUUAUUUGCAUGGCUGGGUACGUCUCGGGCCCGCUGAUGGCGGCUCGAGGGGUUAUCGCGGGUUGUUCGUUAGCCACGACAUGGGUCAAGGUCUACAUGAUCACCCCUCUUGACUCCUUGAAGCUCGGGCCUAGCGUCCAGCUGGACCAGUGCAUCGAUGAUAGCGGGCUGUCUGCGGUGGGCUCCAAGGCCCAGGUCGUGCAUGAUUUCAAGGAAGCCUCGCAGGGCCUGCACGACGCUCUUACCUUGGACAUGAAAUGCAAGGUGGCGCCUGAUAAGGCCUCUUUUGUCUACUCAUCUGCUGAGGUCUCUUCGCAGCUUCGUCAGUUCCUGGGGCCCCUCGCUGGGCCGAUCACGGACAGUGCCGUGAACCUGGGGAGCUUGACUUGCGAAGCGCUCUGGACUCGCGAUCGGGCGAUCAAGGUCGGGUACCGCGGUCUCGAGGACGGUGGCACCUUUGAUGGCGAUAUCUUCCUUGACGGUAGCUGCUUCCGUCAUGAGAUUGCCGAGCUCUCGCGCGCUGGAUAUGGGCUCGUUAAGGUCAUGAGUGACGCGAGCCAAGGGCCCGUCGCCGAGAUCGGCGAGGACCGACAUCCUGGGCAGGAGCAGCCUCGCCUGUCAACUUUUUAUAGCGACUGCUUGAACGCCGAGGAGAGCCGGCUGCAAUGGCAAAUUAAGAUAGCCAAGGCGGUCUGCAAGCUCGCAGCGAAGCUGCUGCCAGUGUCGAGGAUCAAAGAGCGAAGGCGAGGGCGCUGCCUGCAGGUCCGCCUCUGCGCCCCCCGCCCCGUGGGCCAGCGCGCCUUGGCCGCAGCCAGCGGCCACGGAGGAGAGCAGGCCGGCGCCGCCCGCGUCACGGUGAAGAGGCUCUGGGCGUCCGAGGACGCGGCGCCGGAGGCGCAAAAGGCGGCGAGGCCAGCGCCCCCGUCCAUCGCGCCCCCGCCCCACAGCGUGAGCGAACCGCUGGUGCAGGAGAGGCGCCAGUUCUGGGAGCGCGUGGAGUGCGGGCUCGGGCGGGAAUCCCGCGGGGCGCCGUGCUCGGGGCGGACCGCCGCCCGCGCCGGCCCGGCCAUGGACAGCUCGUGCACGGGCACGUCGUCCAGGGGCGUGGUGUUCUGGAGGCGGCUCGCCGUCGCCCUGGCCCUGCUCGUCGCGGCGGACAGGCACUGGGCCUGGCCGCCCGCGGGCCACGCGCCUGCCGCUGCCGGCGCCGGCGGCGCGCCUGCCGCCCCUCCUGGCGCGCCCGCCCGAGGGCCGGCGGCGGCGGCGGCGGCGGCGACGGCGGCGACCGUUGAUGAGUCUUGGGUUUGCAUUGGUCCUCCUCCUCAUCAUCCUUCUUUGCGCGCCGCCUGCGAGGUCGGCCUCUUCAUCCUUGGCUGGCUCUUCUCCCUCAUCAUGCGGCAGGCGGCAGACAGCCUGGGUGGCGUAGGAGACACUCGUACACCAUGUGGAUGGUGA